Molecule: messenger RNA, 2070 nt
Organism: Necator americanus (New World hookworm)
Lineage: Eukaryota; Metazoa; Nematoda; Chromadorea; Rhabditida; Ancylostomatidae
Exons: 8
Coding region: 1-2070 (689 amino acids)
Source: RefSeq, a predicted model, not a curated record
AUGCAAGAAAUCGUCGCAGCUGUCGCUACGCUAUGCUUUUUAGUUCCACUGUGUGCAUCGUUUCCAAUGUGCACCGAUGGGCAACCACCUUUAAUGGAAGCUAACGAUGCUUUCCCAUGCGCUCGAGGAUGUCCACUUGGAUUUUUAUGUGAAAUGCAGGAUUCCCUUUCCACGGCAGCAAUAGGAAUUUGCUGUGCAAAUCGUACAGAGCUUCGACUUCUUUACGGUUCUAAUAACAAAGAUCACAUUGAUCCAAUCUGGAAUGAAAAUAAUGCUAUGAUCGCUAGCAGGAAGAGCGGCGCGAUCUCAUCUUUGUCUUCGACGGAAACACCAAAACCAGGAACGAUAGCAGAGUCCGCAAGAACUGAUGUUACUGUUCCCCGAAAUGGAUCUUCAUCCGUUUUAUCCACUGAAAUUCUUAGUGGAAUGAAUCAGAAGGAUCACGCCAUCGAAGCACCGGAAGUGCAUGACAGCGAUAUCCUUUCUGUGGUAGUGCCGAAGAAUGAGACAACUACAGAGGAUAUUCCACAAAAAUUUCCUUCAAUUGGCUCUGAAGAGCAAAGGACAGCUGCAGAUGCAGUGGACUCUGUUUCAAUGGAACACGAAAAGACAAUAACUAAUGGAACAGUCACUAAUCCUGAGAACAACAUCGAGCAAUCAAAAGGUUUAGAAAUGGAUACAGUAGUCUCCCCUCCAAUAAACAAGGAUGAAUUGGUGAAAAUUGCUGGAAAUGAAUUGCUUUCUGUGCUUACUGUAAAUACUACAGAAAACGACACUAUAAUUGGCGAUUCUACAAACAAUAAUUCUAUUCUGUUUUCCUCAUCAGAAGAAUCCUUAAUGGACGUGAAUUCAACGGAAUAUCUCUUAGAUAUGGGAAAUUCUAUGGAUGUAUUGGCUAAUAUUAGUGCUACGACUGAUGAAGAGAUCUCAUUAAAAUUCCAAAAUACGACUUCUAUAGAGGGAAUGGUGCCAAAUGAAGGAUUCAAAGUUGAAAAUUCGACAAAAGAAGAAGGAUUAAGUGACGGUCCUAUACUUCAUGUCAACAUGAAAACACUGGAGACAAAUCAUGCAAAGGGAUUUGAGAGCCCAAGCACUGUCAGCGAUGAAAUUCUUGACAAACAGAAUGUUAUCGAAGAAUUUCAACUCAACAAAAAUGACACUUUACGAGUGGAAGAAGAAAAAGAAAAGCAAACGACUUAUUCUUGUGAAAGACAACCUUACGAAUUCUCUUGUCAUUCCGGUUCAGUGUUGACGCAGCCAACAAUUCGAUGGUACCUUAACAACAAUGGUGAAUGCGAAUAUUAUCCGUGGGGUUAUUGUCCAGGUGACCGUGUUAUGGAGUCAACAACGAUUCGAACGAAAAAGGAAUGUGAACGGGAGUGUCUGAAGAAAUCCACGGAAAAUGAUGAAGCUGACGAGAUAGCGGAACAACAAACAAAAGAGACAGACACGGAUGCAACUGUAGAGAGCAUAAAAAUUGAUGGAGGAGAACAACUGCUCAAGCCCCUAGAUGGGCAAGAAGGAAGGGAUCGUGUUGAUGUGUCCGCGAACGACGUCUCCUCUGCUUUGGAUCUUGAAUCAUCGAUGGAAAAAGAGAAGAAGAAAAGUGAAGAUGACAAUGUAAAACAAAUAGAACUCGAACAAAGUCAUAGUAAAAGCAAGGACAACGAUAAUGCCGCUGUUUCGGAUGAAAAUGAGCGGAACUCAACAGAGACCAUGGUUUUGAAGGAGGUACCAGAAAGGGAUUCACAAACUCCUAUCGCUGAAGGAGCUGGUGAUGAGUCUACUCAAGAAAAGCCCAACGAACAGAACUCCGGAAAAACUCCAGAAGACGAGAAGAACGAAUUGAGCAUCCAAAAAAAUGCAACUGCGAUAAGUUCAGGCAGUGUUUUCCUGAUUAAGAGGAACCGUUUCAAUGUAAACACCCCCGGGAACAGUCAAGAAGAGGUAUUCAACUCAGUGAGCGAGGAAACGACAGAAAAUAUCAGUUAUGAGAGUACUACGAAGCCAACAGGUGAACAUAAUUUAAAUUUUCGUGGAACAAUUGACUACCGUAUUCGUCUAUUGUAA